Molecule: messenger RNA, 1944 nt
Organism: Laccaria bicolor S238N-H82
Lineage: Eukaryota; Fungi; Basidiomycota; Agaricomycetes; Agaricales; Hydnangiaceae
Exons: 10
Coding region: 1-1944 (647 amino acids)
Source: RefSeq, a predicted model, not a curated record
AUGCCCGUCAUCAGCAUACCUAAGCAAAGAUUAACCAACCCGAACCUUACACAGAUGCCGAAUCCUGGUGGCUUCGCCGGAAGCCGCUUGAAGUUUCUAGAGGGCGAAUUGCCAGCGUACACGAAGGCGGUCGUAAACAACAGAGAGGACGACUUCAUUCUGGACCUUUGGCGGCGAUACUUCAAACGUUAUCCAGUGGACCUGGCGGACAACGUAGAGCCGACAGAAGAGACGCUUGCCAGCGUCAACGAUAACGAGCCAGACGAGGAACUAGAGCCACCCAAAAAGGAGACGAUGACGGAGGAAGAGUACACCAACCAGCUGCUGAAGUUCAACCAGACGAAGGAAGCUAUCGAAAAGAAGAAACAGAAAAUCAAGCGUUGGCUCGCUUAUCGGCAGAAGAAGGUCCCCGACUUAGGGAAAGUCAAGGAUUCGCUCCCCGACACCGACAAUCCCGCAAUCAUCAUGCUGGCGCGGCUUACUGGCGCCAGCAUUUCAAAACCUCGGCUUCCAAUUACCUACAACCCGCUGCCGAAGAAUCUGCAAGCUGCAGAGCGCACACGAAUAAAUAAGGCGCUUUUCAACGCAUUGCCCUUGGACAAGCGUAAGAAGUACAUCGAAAUGGCCAAGAAAGAGGGCGACGAGAAGUUGAACGAGUGGAAGAAUAAGUUGUCUGCGCCCCCGUCCACAGACCCAGAGGAUCGACAAAGGUGCAUUGCAGCCCUUCCGAUUUUUGCCCAGCCCAUUUUGGAUCUCAUUCACGUGCACACCAACAUGCAAGCCACCUUAAUUGUGGGUGGACCUGAGCCUGCUGAUGGAGGUCGUUUAAACAUAAUCAGCAUGCAUGCUGGCUCUAUCAAAGGGCCAGUGGGUAUGAACUUUGGACAGGCAGAGAGGGAAGGAUUUCAAGAGGUCAUAACCCCCCUCUUCGGCCGUUACCUUAGAAAAUGCUACACCAAGUCGGAAUGUCGUGCUCAAGCCCUCCCUUCCUCCAACCCCAUUUUAUCCCAGCUCACGGGCAACGAGGUCUCCGUGCACGGGGCCGAUUGGGACAUAGAUCCUUCGGCUGCUGCUGCAGCCCCUCUCAACUCUGCACCACGCCCUUCUACCCCAGUACCUUUGCGCCCUGCUUCCCCGCUCUCUGCCCAUGGAUCUCCUCCACCCUCCCUACCCGGAUCUCCUCCCCAUUCUCCAGAUCCUAUUCGUCCCAGUGACGCACGCGAAGAGGAGUCCGUUUCUGGAAAGAAAAGGAAGGCUUCAUCAUCGUCUAUCGUAGAUUCUGGUGCAGGGGGUGAGAGGGGCGGGGCUAAAAAGAGGAGGGGCAUCACUUCUGCCAAGGGAAGUCGUGUAGGACAAGGAAAGAGGAUCCGGUCGACGGCCAACGCUGGAGCUCAAGGCAGCAAGUCAGCGCCGUUGACAAAAUCGUCGAUCUCGAAGGUGAAGUCGCCCACUGUGCCUGUUUCUGCCCAGCCACCCAUCUGUGGCUCCUCCAACCCCCUCCCUUCUUGGUUCACCUCCUGUUUGACAAUGCUUCAUUCACAUGACUUGGGCCUCGCAUGGCUGAAACUAGUUGGCCUGUGGGAGGCAUUUGAACAACAGCACAACUUCAAACCAGCGGACAAACAAUCCAACCUCUCCAGCUUCAAACGCCCCCCUUGCAUAGCGGAGUGGUUGAAGAAUGCACACAGGCCUUCUUGGAGGCCCUCGUUCAAGGACGCGGGGGAGGAUUUGACACCCAUCGCCAAGCCUGGAAUAAACGGCCUUCUAAGCGUGAUGGCCGCCCUUUUUUUCUGGGGUGCUUCCUGUGGACCGACGUCGGCUUGGGCAGAACGUCUCGAAGACGUCUCAGUGGCGUUAGCGAACUUAGUUGUACCUCAAGGCCGUUGUGUUCUCUUGUUCCACAUCAACUCUCAAAGCAGGCGGCCACAACAUGUGGCUAUUUAG